This is a messenger RNA of Perca flavescens (yellow perch), 3698 nucleotides long. RefSeq names its product acid-sensing (proton-gated) ion channel 2 (gene asic2). Gene Ontology annotation, cellular component: plasma membrane. Gene Ontology annotation, molecular function: ligand-gated sodium channel activity. The coding region runs from base 279 to 1838 and encodes 519 amino acids. Lineage: Eukaryota; Metazoa; Chordata; Actinopteri; Perciformes; Percidae. The record is from RefSeq and is a predicted model, not a curated record. Gene Ontology annotation, biological process: sodium ion transmembrane transport. The transcript is spliced from 11 exons.
UUUAUUUUACCAGGGUUUUGUUGUUUGUUUUUUAACCUGCAGGUGGACAGUAGUUAGUAUGUGUUGGACACAAGCUAAUACAAAGGAUACAUUUAUUCGGAAGACGAUGAGAAGCAGGAUUACAAAAAAACAAGCUCGCAGUACCAACCUGUACUGUAUUUUUUUUUAUAGAAUAGAAUAGAGCGGCUCCAUCAUGUUCUCGAAUCGCGAGGCCCGGCCCGAAAUGCCAACAGGUGUGAGUGCACCAGGGGCUCCCUGGCUGAGGGGCUGGAGGGCUGAUGAUGGAUCUGAAGGAGAGCUGUGGCAGUCAGGGGAGCCAAGAGAGCUCUAGCCUGCACCCCACCUCCUGGCAGGCCUUCGCUCACACCAGCACGCUGCACGGCCUGCGCUUCAUCUUCCCUUAUGGUCAGCCCAGUGUGCGCCGCUUGCUCUGGGCUGCGGCUCUGCUGGCCUGCCUGGGACUGUUGGCCCUGGAGAGUGCCGAGCGCCUGGCCUAUUUCCUCUCCUACCCUCAUGUGACCAGCAUGGACGCCGUAGUGUCGAGCAGCCUGGUCUUCCCCGCUGUGACCAUUUGUAACCUCAACGCUUACCGCUUCAGCCGCCUCACGCGUAACGAUCUGUACCACGCUGGAGAGCUGCUGGCCCUGCUGGAUGUGCACCUGACAAUCCCCCAGCCGCACCUAGCCGAGCCUGACGUGCUGGCUUUCCUGCAGGAAAAAGCCAACUUCACCGCCUACAGGCCCAAGGCGUUCAGCAUGAAGGAGUUCAUCGAGAGGGUCGGCCACGACCUCAAAGAGAUGAUGCUCUACUGCCGUUACCAAGGCCAGGAGUGCAGCCACAGUGACUUCAAAACCGUGUUCACCAGGUAUGGGAAGUGCUACAUGUUUAACGCUGCAGAGGAGGGGAAGACGCUCCGCACCACCAUGAAGGGAGGGACGGGAAACGGUCUGGAGAUCAUGUUGGACAUCCAGCAGGAUGAGUACCUGCCAGUGUGGGGGGACACAGAGGAUACCGCCUUCGAGGCAGGUGUGCGGGUACAGAUCCACAGCCAGGCAGAACCCCCAUUCGUUCACGAGCUGGGCUUCGGCGUGGCUCCCGGCUUUCAGACUUUUGUAGCCACACAGGAGCAGAGGCUGACUUACCUGCCUCCCCCCUGGGGAGAGUGCGAGUGGAGGGCUCUGGAGUCUGGCUUUUUCCAGGUCUACAGUAUAACUGCCUGCAGGAUCGACUGUGAAACACGCUACAUCGUAGAAAACUGCAACUGCAGGAUGGUGCACAUGCCUGGUGAUGCUUCUUACUGCACCCCUGAGCAGUACAAAGACUGCGCUGAGCCUGCCCUCGCCAAACUGUCGGCCGUGGAGAGCAGUAACUGCAUGUGCAGGACGCCGUGCAAUAUGACCCGCUACAACAAAGAGCUGUCCAUGGUCAAAAUCCCCAGCAAGACCUCAGCCCGCUACCUGCAGAAGAAGUUCAACAAGUCCGAGAAGUACAUCACAGACAACAUCUUGGUGCUGGAUGUGUUCUUUGAGGCUUUGAACUACGAGACCAUUGAUCAAAAGAAAGCUUACGAGGUGGCAGGCUUGCUGGGAGAUAUUGGAGGCCAAAUGGGUCUGUUCAUUGGAGCUAGCAUCCUCACCAUCCUUGAGCUGUUUGACUAUGCUUAUGAGGUGGUGAAAGAUAGACUACUGGAUUUACUGAGCAGAGAGGAGGAGGAGGAGAGUCAUGGAGAGGAUGUGAGUUCCUGUGACCCGGUGGCAAACCACUCGGAGUCCAUCAGCCACACUGUGACAGUCCCCCUGCAGACAACGCUGGGCACCCUGGAGGAGAUUGCCUGCUGAGGCCCCCCUGCCUGUGCACCUCAGAGCCACGCACAGCCAGAGGCUGCCUCCACUGGGUGGCGCUACAUCCUCUGUUAGGGCAUCCUGCAAGACCUGAACAGGGGAGGGGAGGAGAUGAGGACAAGAACAUAAAUUGGCCUAAGGACAGCGCUGUGCUCUGUUACACCGCCCUGUCUGAAACACUGAUGGGGAUUAAGGAGCUGUCGGCUGGAUUUAUCGGCCCUCUCUGUCACCCUACACUGUACUGUGGUGGGAGGGUGGCCUCCACUGUGCCAGACCUGCAGUGGGUUCUGUGUCUCCACAUACUGUACACUCACACAGAAAAUCUGAGAAUGGGUGGGACAACUACCCAUAAGGGGGGCUUACCCCUGUGCAGCAUAUUUAUGUAACAAACACAUUCAUAAAUCGCUCACUGCCAAAUUAACUGUACAAAAUUGGUUUUGAACUGCAUGCAUCGCUCUAUCUUGCUCUCUUCUGCUGAUGCAUACGCUGGACUGCAGUGUUGCUUUACUAUACAUGUGUGCCAUUUGUCUCUCUCUAUCUGCAGGACAGGCCUGUGACAAGGCCCCAGGUGAGAUAUCAAACUUCGAAUGUACAGAUUGAACAUAUGGUUGUUUAAAAUCAUAAUUCAGGUGAUACCAAUCCUUUGAAAAUGUAUUCUAAUGAGCGAUUAUUUCUUAAUUAAUUAUCUUGAAGGGAAAGGUGUUUGGUGAUGUAUGAACAUUACUGAGAAAAAAACAACAACCUUUGUUCACUAAAAACAGUGAAAUCAUUUUGCAGCCCACAUUUUUGCAUAUUUUUUUCACCUGUCAGUUUCAAUUUAGUCAGUUUACUAAAAGGCAUGUUUGCUAUGUGACUCCUGGGGUGUAAAGAUAUUCCCUACAGACAUAUUUGAAGGGAUGUCAAACUCUUACUGUUAAUUUAUAUGAACAAAUGACUGGCUUCUGGCUGCUGCACCUCAGCACAGCUCCCCUCUGAAUCAGAAUUUGUUUGCCUGCCAGACAGCAAGCCAUGUACAAAUGCUGCAACAAAUGGAUAUACCCAUGUGUUGUUGAACCAUUAUUUCAUUAACAGAAUGUCAAAAUGAUAUUUCAAAUGGCUAUUACCACUUUAUAAAGGGUGGAAUCAUUUUGACUUUCAACAAAAACAAAACAACCCCAGGCUUGACAAUUUUACUCAAUUUUCAUGAUCACAUAAUUGUUACAAAAGCACCAUGAAGAUUUUUUUUAGGAUAAAGGGUCUGCUGUGAUAUGGUGUAAAUAUCUGGGGGUUUUUUCUCAUAAAAAUGGGUACCACGCAGAUGUGCCCAAAGCAGAUCUAAUUUAAAAGAACAUCAACUUCAAGUCCAGAAGUGACUUCAUAUUUGUACAAUAGGUGAGAAUGUUAUGUGACAGGCAGUAGCAUUUUGAGGGCAGUUCAAUGUCAUGCUAAUCACACUUUGCUACAAACACCAGGUUUUCUUUCCAAAUCAGGUCUAUCUGAGCCUUCAGUGUCCUCAGAAACAACAGUAACAUAUAAACGGCUUUACACCAAAAGUUUGUGUAAGAUCAUGUGGAAGAUUUAGUGUAUCUGAGUCCAUGAUCAUCCUAGCUUGGUCUUUGUCAUCAUGGUAAUGUACAUUACAGGUAGGAAUGAAUUCAAGUGCUUUGUGAGACUGUUUGAAUUAUGAUUUCCCAUCUGUGGCUCAACCUGCUGUGUGUACUAUCUCAUGUUGUGGCUUCAGAUGAACAAAAUUUGUAGCUGACCUGCAGGGGUGUGAGACAAACGUGUCUCGCUUCUCUUGGUGACAACGACACUGGCUGAUUCUUCUCUCUACUUUGGCUUCAAUUGUUAUCGCAGGACAGCGUUUUCUCAUUUUGU